Messenger RNA from Erigeron canadensis, 756 nucleotides. RefSeq lists its product as uncharacterized. The transcript has 2 exons. Bases 1 to 756 code for a protein of 251 amino acids. NCBI's taxonomy places the organism in Eukaryota, Viridiplantae, Streptophyta, Magnoliopsida, Asterales, Asteraceae. The record is from RefSeq and is a predicted model, not a curated record.
AUGGCGCAUUAUGCGAUUCAACAAGAUGUUCGUGAUAUUGCCUCCUCUUCAAGAACGUAUACAAGACGGGACGAUCGUGGUGAGUCUCACGACCGUCUUUUUCGAGAUUACUUUGCCGAAGAACCGAAAUUUAAUGAGACUCUUUUUAGACAACAGUUUCGUAUGAAUAGACGGUUGUUUGUGAAGAUAGCUUCAGAUUUGGAAAACAAUUUUAGUUUUUUUAAGAGGAAGAUCGACGCGCGUGGUAGAUGGGGGUUUUCGGCUUUACAGAGAUGCACAUCUGCAGUUCGCCAGUUAAGAUACGGUAGUAAUCCCGACAGUUUAGAUGAUUACCUAAAUAUGUCGGAAAGAUCGUCACGUGACACCCUUAAUGCUUUUUGUGAUGGAGUCAUUAAGUUAUAUCGGCAUGAAUACUUGCGUAGGCCAACGCGUACUGAUACGCAACGAAUUCUUGAUCAUCAUGCGUCUUAUCAUGAUUUCCCCGGCAUGUUAGGGAGUCUUGAUUGUACACACUGGGCUUGGGAUAAUUGUCGAGUAGCUUGGUGUGGCCAGUACACGCGGGGUGACCAUCACGGGCCGACGAUAUUGCUUGAAGCAGUUGCAUCAAAGGAUUGUUGGAUUUGGCACGUAUACUUUGGUGUUGCCGGUUCAAACAACGACAUUAAUGUGUUGAACCAAUCUCCUUUAUUCAAUCCUUUUGAAGACGGCACAGCACCGUUGGUUCCUUUCACUGUAAAUGGAACCGAAUAUCGGUAA